Stegodyphus dumicola is the source of this 1172-nucleotide messenger RNA. RefSeq lists its product as uncharacterized. The record is from RefSeq and is a predicted model, not a curated record. NCBI's taxonomy places the organism in Eukaryota, Metazoa, Arthropoda, Arachnida, Araneae, Eresidae. Gene Ontology annotation, cellular component: cytoskeleton.
AUUUCAGUUGUCAAUUUUGUUCAUUAGGUUGGGCGCUUUAAACUAAGUGCCAUAAAGCAUCAUCAUCAGAAUGACUGAAUCAGAACCACCUCCACCACCUGCUCCACCUCCUCCAAAUGAUGAGUUUCCAUCUUCCCUCUUCUCAUCCUUAUUGGAAGAUGAAGAAGAAGAUCAUGAAGGUUUAAUCAGUUGGUGUCAACUUGAGGAUCCUCACCAGCAUGUUAACUGGAAACAAAGAUAUUACCAGCUCAAAGUAAAUCUUGCACGGUUCCGAAUGGAGACGGCAGAGUUACAACAAUCCUUGCAAGAAAAGUUAUCUGAACUUGAACAAAAGGCUGCUGAAGCAGACAGACGAAGCAAUGAAGCUAGACAAAAGAUGCAAGUAAUGGAGCAAAAGCUUCAGAGUCUUGGGGUGAGUGGUGAUACCUUUCAAGACUGUAUGGCUAAUGCAGACCAAGCUUGCAAGGAUCAAAUUAUUUCAAAUCUGGAGCAACAGGUUGAAGAACAGAAAAAACUACGAAUUUUGGAUGCAAAGAAAGUGGAAGCAAAAGCAUCAAAGAUAAAAGAAUGGGUGACUAACAAAUUAAAAGAGUUAGAAGAACAAAAUUACCAGCUGCGUGAAGAAAAUAAAAAAUGUAAUGCACAGUUAGAACUCCUGAAAAAAAGACUCAGCCAGAUGUCACAACAAAAAGAAAAAAAUAAUACGGAGGACUCUUCCAGAGGUAGUUGGGAGGAUCAAGGUUCUUCAGAUGAUGCACCUCCUCUUACUUCCAUAACAAGCGCCAAUCAACGUGCCAAUUACAUUAAUAAUAAUGAGCCGUCCUUUAAUUCUUCCCCCUCUACAGUGGAAGGUAAUAAGAAAUCAUCAUCAUGGGCCUCCACUCAACAAGCUCGUGUUGACCAGUGGAUUGAUAGCUCAUGUCAAGUCUCGUUAACUCGGAGAUCUGAAUCUGAAGAUAGUAACACUAUUCAUGCUAUGGGAUCUGAGCCUGUUGAGGCUGGACUUCCACCCAUAGUUCCUCUACAUUCCACCAAUUCGCCUUUUCCACAGAUGGCUAAUUCUCGGUCAACUUCUGAAACACGGAAGCCAACUUCUAAGAAACAACAUUCCCGUUCGCUUCCACGUGAAACAACUCGAAACUCAUCUUCUUUGCACAUCGCAGAUAUUCCUA